Messenger RNA from Halichondria panicea, 1269 nucleotides. RefSeq lists its product as uncharacterized. The transcript has a single exon. NCBI's taxonomy places the organism in Eukaryota, Metazoa, Porifera, Demospongiae, Suberitida, Halichondriidae. The record is from RefSeq and is a predicted model, not a curated record. Bases 50 to 1156 code for a protein of 368 amino acids.
AUAUUGAUGCAUACAUUUACAUGCUUGUGUGCAAUCAAUUGCACUUAAAAUGGCAGCAGUGAUCAGAAUGUCAAGCCAAACAUCUCUAGUAGAGAAAGGAAAGCAUUGUGUUGCAGUUGCCAGUGAAGUGCUGAAAUACAUUGAAAUUGGUGAAACCAUCUAUGGUCAAACAGUAGAUGCAAGCAGCAAGCUGGUGUCGGUGCAGAAAGAUGCUGCUGUUCUUGCAAAUGACGCUGAAAAGUUAGCCAAACGACUUGAGGCAGUGGACGAGCACUAUCAGGAGAUGGAUGCUGAACUUCACCGCCAAGUCGGGCAAUUAGGUAUGCAAGAAGAAACAUUGAAAACCGAAAAGAUAAAUUGUGAGAGUAAUCUUGCUAGACAACGAAGUGUGCUUCCUGAUAGAGAGUCGCAGCUUUCUUCAGCAGAAAGUGAUUUGCAAAGAGCUGAAGGAAAACUAAGAGAUGCUAUUGAAAAGCUGAAAAAUAUUCAGAUUGGCUCAGCUGUUGGUGGGGCUCUACUUGGAUUGUUUACUGGAGGAAUUAGUACGCUAGUCGGUGCUGGACUUGCAGUCAGUAUCGGUGCUAUAGUGAAUGCUUGCCAAAAUGAAGAAAAAGACGCUUGCUCAGCCAGAGAUUGUCGUAGAAGUGAUUUAGACAGUGCAAAAUCUGCCAUUAAGUCUAGUGAGAUUCAAGUUUCCUCUCUUGCAUCUCAGAUCAAUCGCAUAGCUGUAGAUAUACAACGACUUGAGCAGCAACGUCAAGAGAUACAUAAAAAAAGAGGUGAGAUCAAAGCAGCAAUUCCUAUUUUCAAAGAUUCAACACAGUUUUGGCUCCUUUUCAAGCAACUUUCGGAAGAUGUAGAAAAUUGUUCUACUCUUCUAAAGAAAAUUGUUAACAAAAAACAUGAACGGGGGAGCUAUGAAAUUCUUCAGGCCGAUGUAAGUCAACGCACGACAAACACCUUCUUUGAAGCAUGGGAGUCAAUAGAAGUUGCUGCUGCUGAUGGUUAUUCCAAUUACAAUCACAUGUUUUCUAUCGAUUACACUUGUGUGAAAUGCAGUAGUGCAUGCAAGGCAAUGCCAUUCCUCAGUGGAUUGAAUUUUAUUUGCUCCACUUGCCACCGGAACUAUAGAGGCUCUACAGAUAUUGAAACGUGAACGGUCUCUAUAUAUACUUGUUGUUAUAUAAUUAUACUGAUAGCCCGAUAUUAUUAUAUCACUAUUAUAAUUAUACUUGUUAUCAAGGGCAUAUACAUACGCCCUUGUUGUUA